Molecule: messenger RNA, 1695 nt
Organism: Daldinia vernicosa
Lineage: Eukaryota; Fungi; Ascomycota; Sordariomycetes; Xylariales; Hypoxylaceae
Product: solute carrier family 25 member 38
Exons: 2
Coding region: 382-1353 (323 amino acids)
Biological process (GO): glycine import into mitochondrion
Cellular component (GO): mitochondrial inner membrane; mitochondrion
Molecular function (GO): glycine transmembrane transporter activity
Source: RefSeq, a predicted model, not a curated record
UAUAUAUUGGGUAUGCACGUAUUGUACCUACCCACUUGCCUAGGCUCUCCUGGGUGCAAAGUAUGACGUGAGGAUUGGCGGGGUUCGCCUUUAAAUCGAUUUUUUGAAGGGCAAGCUCGAAGUCCAUGGACCAAAAGCUACUAGCACCUUAAUAAGCUGAUAAGCCAUUGACUCAAAGCUACUGUCUUUUUGCAUCAGUGCAUACGAAAAGCAGCCCGGAUCCCACUUAUUUUGUGCCAUGCGGGCAAUUGAAGGUCGGAUCAAGAGGGAAGAGAGAAGAGAGGUAUAAAACUCCUAAGCAGAUGGGCUUGCUAUAAGUCGAAUCCUCCGUCUUGGUAGGAUUCAUUCGCUCAUUCGCUCAUUUUCUCUGUUUGCUUCGCAAUGUCGCAGAAGACAACCGGAGGCAAGUCUUCGUCGACCUUCCACUUUGUCGCUGGCCUCGGUUCUGGCACAUUAAGCGCCGUACUUUUACAGCCGUUCGAUCUUCUUAAGACACGCGUGCAGCAGUCAGGUUCACACUCAAUCAGAGCUGCUAUAAGAGAGAUUGCUAAGUCUCCAAAUGCAUUGACUGCCUUCUGGAGGGGCACAGUCCCGUCAGCCCUACGGACCGGCGUCGGGUCGGCCAUCUACUUUACCACCUUGAAUAUGAUUCGGCAGCGUGCAACGGCCUUUCCGUUCGCUACAGUUCCGGUCGUUGAUAAGCACGGGUCUUCUUCUUCGCUGCCCAAACUUUCUAAUACCGCCAACAUGGUAUCCGGAGCCGUCGCCCGGGCUUUUGCGGGCUUCAUCCUUAUGCCGCUGACGGUUAUCAAGGUACGCUAUGAAUCAAACCUGUAUUCGUACAAGUCGAUUGCCGGCGCUGCCAGGGAUAUAUACAGAACCGAACGCAUCCCCGGAUUCUUUGCCGGCUUUGGCGCCACUGCCCUUCGAGAUGCCCCGUAUGCCGGGCUCUACGUUCUUUCAUAUGAACAAUUCAAAAAGCGACUCAGUGCCUGGCUUUAUGUAAGCCCGGCUAUCACUCACGGACAGGCCAGCCUGGGAAUGGGGAGUUCUCUAUCCGCCACCAUUAACUUCACUUCCGGUGCACUCGCUGGCGCAACGUGUUCCUUCAUAUCGAAUCCGUUCGACGCCGUCAAGACGCGCAUACAGCUGCAGCCCCGCCAGUACCGUAACAUGGUUCAAGCGUGCCGCAAGAUGAUCACGGAGGAAGGUGUACGGUCACUCUACGACGGACUUGCUCUGCGCAUGACGCGCAAGGCCAUAAGUUCCGCGUUGGCUUGGAUGGUGUACGAAGAGUUGAUUCGGAGAGCAGAGACUACGCUAUAUUCAAGAGACGCGAAAGGGCAUGUAUGAUUACCAGGCCAGCUACGUAUAAAAAAAAGCUAUAUCCAAAGUGAAGAAGAAAAAAAUAUCAAAUCCCCUCUCAUAAAAGCAGUUUUCAUCGGAGCUUUCUUUUGCUUGGCGUGGACUGCUCUUUAUUUAAAAUUGGGUAUAUAUUCUUGCUCAUGAUCAUUUCUGCCUGCCCCUGCCCCUGCCACUCCCGCCUCACCUGAACGUAGGAAAAGGGCGUAACUUCGUUCGUUAACUGCGAAUCGCAGCGACUGUCCCGUCUGCCUCCAUGAGUGCGAAAACUAGCCACAUACUAUGAUGGCCGCCCGCCAGCUAGGUACAUCAACAACGAAGGGGAUCGGCUGC